AUAAGCCGAUAUCCCAAGAGAAUAAAUCAAUAACGAUCAAUGAAUUCGAAAUCCUUGGGAAGCAUCAAUUCCUGGUGUAUCAACAGCUGAUAUAACAGGAUAUUUUCAUGUCGUCCCUCGCAACACUGCCUUUACCAUCCAAAAACGCAUAACACAUGGGAGUAGUUCACUGAAAUAUAGUUAUAUCGAACUUAAAGACGCCUUUCACUUGUUGCUCACCUCUUAUCAUCCCGUGUUGUGGUGAAAAAAAUCGAAGGAAAGGGAAGCGGAAAUAUUGAGGUCCUUCUGACGUGCCUCUAGUAGAAAGUUGACGGCUCAGUUGAGGUCGAGCUCGUUGAGAUGCUCUUGUCUGCACUAUUUCUAUCGCGGAUCAGUCGAAAGUGAAUUUAAUUGUCAUUCCAAGAAGAUGACAGAUGCACCGGCAAAGUGAUAAUGAGAGUGAUUAACUGAUAAUAAGGAUUCCCCGUUUGUCAUUUCAAAUAUCAACCAGAAUUGUUUUUACAUUGCUGCCUGAUGCAACAAUCUGUAAAACCUAUGAAUUGUUUUCAUGAAUCUGCGAAAUAGGAAAGUUUGAUGUAUCAAAUUCCCUGAGUAUUUCAAAUAUUCUGAAGACAUGUGUACGUCGAGGGAGAUGGAACCGACAGAGAAACAUAAGAAAAUGGUCCCAGUGAUUUUCUGCUCACUGAUCCUUGAUCUCCUGGCUUUUACCAUGAUCUUGCCGCUGUUACCGGCGUUGCUAGAUCAUUACAAGAGCCGCGAGGACGACGGAUUGUAUUCCUGGAUUCUAGGGUGCAUUGACAGUGUUCAGAUAAGACUGAAUGCCCCCGAGAGAUUCACUUCUGUUUUAUUCGGGGACAUUAAACGCUUUCUAAAAGAAGGAAGGCAAGAGUUGUCUGUUGUUGUCCUCGCAAAAAGUAUCAAAUAAAUUAAUGAAUUAGUGAAAAAAUUGCUAAAGACUCUUUGAGGGAGGAAAUAGGCUCCAAGUUUCAUCGGAUCGAUGUACUCACUCCUGCAAUUUCUGAGCAUGCCGAUUGUUGGAGCUCUCUCAGAUAUCUAUGGACGGAGAAUAAUGAUGUUGCUAUGCUUAACAGGAGUCACCAUUUCGUAUUUACUGUGGGCAUUAUCGCACAAUUUUAUGAUUUUUGUAGUAGCGAGGCUCGUGGGCGGUGUUAGUAAGGGAAAUAUUAGCUUAUCGAUGGCUAUCAUCACGGAUGUCACGUUACCGAGUAAGAGAGGACGGUCUAUGGCAUUAGUUGGGAUAGCAUUCUCAAUAGGAUUUGUGUUGGGUCCGAUAAUAGGGGUCCUGUUCUCGAAGCUAUCGAGUGAAUCGAGGGAUGAUUAUUGGUACGUCUACCCCGCGUUGUUCGCCUUCACCCUUUCCCUGGCGAAUCUAGUGUACGUCAGUAUUUCCCUCGAGGAGACGUUGAGCAUCAAAAAACGUUCAAAAUCCCUUGCAAGAGGGCUCUCCGGGGCGAUCAUGUACAUAAAUCCAGUGGAUUUAUUUCAAUUCAAUGGAGUGAAUGCUUUAGAAGCCAGUGACUUGAAACGCCUGAGAACACUGGGACACACGUAUUUUUUGUAUCUAUUCAUAUACAGUGGACUGGAAUUCACUCUGACAUUUUUAACGCAUCAUGCCUUUGGCUUCACCAGCAUGCAACAGGGCUACAUGUUUUUGAUGAUAGGGGUGACUAUGGCGACACUUCAGGGGGGAUUUGUCAGGCGAAUUCCAUCGGAAAAAACGAAAUUUUUCACUGAACUCGGCCUGUGGCUGAUAAUUCCAGCGUUCGUAAUAAUCGGUAUUGCGAGCUCGAUCAGUGUCCUCUACAUCGGAAUAUUUAUUUUCUCAGUGUCAACCGCAAUGGCUGUUACGUGUAUGUCGACAUUGGUAAGUCGAAUUGGCCCCGAGCAUCAGAAGGGUACCAUUACCGGAAUAUUUAGGUCACUGGGAGCAUUAGCACGUGCCAGUGGACCGAUUGUCGCUUCCAUAGCAUUCUGGGGCAUUGGCAGCACUGUAACUUAUUUGUUUGGAGGUCUAGUUCUCAUUUUGCCUCCUUUGAUACUCCACACUGUGAAUAUUGUAGAUGAUAAGAAGAACAGCUGAUGACGAGAUUAUUUAACGGAUUUUCAUGAAGUUUUCUUAAUGCAAUGGGGAGGAGGAUUUUCUUAUUUCGUUUAACUCUCUUUGUUCACUUUACUUCGAAGAAAAACUUAUGAUCAAAGUAUUUACUGUUCGUAUGAGAUAUGAGUUAAGUGGGAGAAUGAAAUAAAUUAUAUUUGAUUACAAAUUA
Molecule: messenger RNA, 2288 nt
Organism: Diachasmimorpha longicaudata
Lineage: Eukaryota; Metazoa; Arthropoda; Insecta; Hymenoptera; Braconidae
Gene: rtet
Product: major facilitator superfamily domain-containing protein 10
Exons: 9
Coding region: 998-2101 (367 amino acids)
Biological process (GO): transmembrane transport
Cellular component (GO): brush border membrane
Molecular function (GO): transmembrane transporter activity
Source: RefSeq, a predicted model, not a curated record